This is a messenger RNA of Symbiodinium sp. CCMP2456, 1284 nucleotides long. Lineage: Eukaryota; Dinophyceae; Suessiales; Symbiodiniaceae. The record is from the annotation of a GenBank genome assembly.
AUGAGUGCAUUUGGGUACAGAUCGCAAGUCUGGAGUUGUUGCAGCUGUUCUUCCUGUGGAGCUUGGGGUUUCUCAUUUUCUGUUGUGGUGCUGUUCGCCACAGUUCAGAGUUCUGACUGCGGAACCCAGAUAUUCACACUGCGAUCGCAGAGCUUCUGGCCGGGUCUCCACAACCUCUGUGCGGGCCUCCUCCUCGUUCUCGUGGCAUCUGCUUCGGGCGUGUGGGAGGUGAAGGCCAUGCGAUCACGGCUGGAUGAAAGCGAAGGCCGGUGCCUGAAGGUUGGCCGUGAGUUCUUCCUGGCCGGCAUGUACUUCGUUGUUGCUGGCUUUCUGAGCUCGCCUUCCACUGCCUCCGAGUCUCAGGAGGACUUCGUGAGCGGUGUGUCGGUUCAGCCCCGUGAGUCCCUGAUGACUCGCUGCGCGGUGGACAAGGCGAUGAAGGAUCGAAUCGCAUCUGUGGCGAAGACCGCCAAGCUGACCGAUGCCAUGAGAGUGGUCGCUGCCGCCAAGGUCCGAAACGCCCAGAACGGCGUAGAGAAGCAGCGUCCGUUCACCGACGAGCUCCUGAGCAUGAUCAAAGGCCUAGUGAAGCGACUCAAAGGCAGCGGCUUUGAGGCAGAGCUUCCGAUGCUGCGAGUGCCAGAGAAGGUCACCAAUGUCGGCAUCUUGAUGAUCACAGCCAAUCGAGGACUCUGCGGGGCCUACAACACCUUCAUCAUCAAGAAGGUCUAUGCCCGUAUCGAGGAUCUGAACAAGCAAGGCAUCGUGCCCAAGCUGUUUAUUGUUGGCAAGAAGGGUCUGGCCGCCCUGUCGACGCGUCUGGCCAAGGGCGUGGAGUACAACUACACCGAGGAGUGGUUCACGAUGCCCGACAGCAUCAGGGCGAAGGAUUCCGCCGAGAUUGCAGAGGUGUUGCAGAACUACUUCUUGGCCGGAGAGGUGGACAAGAUUGAGAUUGCAUACGGCCGAUUCAUCAACCUGCUCAGCAACGAGCCCUCGCUCCGAACUCUCUUGCCCCUCUCGCCCACGGGCAUCGAGGACCCGGAUGAUGAGACCUUCAAAAUGACCACUGAAGACGGCAAGCUGAAAGUAGAGAAGCAGAAGGUGAAGGCUCCUAAGGCCAAAGAGAUCGAGGCAGAUGUGAUCUUCGACCAGCCGCCAGAGGUCAUCCUGAACUCCAUGCUCCCGCUCUACCUGAACUCGCAGAUCCUCUCCUUGAUGUUCGAUUCGCAGGCCUCUGAGCUUUCAUCACGAAUGUCUGCCAUGAAGGUCGCUACGGACAAC